AUGGUGAGAUAUCGGGGUUAUCCAGGUCAUAUAUUGCUCACCGAGAACUCAGAAGAUUCCACAGAAAAAGUAUUAGCGUAUACUAGAAAGAUUCAAAAUCCUAACCAGCCUCGAUUAUAUCCACUGAAAGUACCUGGAUUGGAGCUGUAUAUAUAUUCUGCAAUACCAGCGUCUCGAACUACAGAGGGACUUGACGUCCGUAUUACAGCUGUAAAUGGUGAACCAUACAAUCCGAGUGUCCAGUGUUGUUUUCAGUUUGAAAGUGGGGAAAUUAUAAUUGUGGACGCGAUGUGGAAAUUUCAUUUUGGAAUGGGGGACUACAAAAGCACUGUGUACAGCUGUAAAUCACUAGCGUCAGAAAUACCAAGUGUAGUGUCAGUAUCCCGUAACUGUUCGCGAACAGAAGGGGCAUCAGUGGUAGUCACUAGAGCUGAACAGCCAACAGGGGUCCUUUCAGUUUGCGUACAUGCGGUUUAUGGUUAUGUGAAUCCAGAAUUGAUAGUAGAAUGGAUGGAGAUGCUUCUACUGCAAGGUGUUCAAAGAGUCUUCGUGUACCCCUUAAACCACACCAAUAUGGUAGACCCUAGAACAUUGAGGGCACUACAGUAUUACAGUAAUAGAGGUCUAGUCACAAUUCUACCGUAUACAUUAACUGCGUAUGAUAAAAAUCCAAAUCGAUUCCAGAAGACUGAUGGUCAGAUGUUUAGUGAUGAGAUAUUACCUGUUUAUGACUGUCUGUCUAGGUCAUCUAAAUAUACCUUUACAGCUAUUAUUGACUUUGAUGAAUUUAUUAUUCCCGAGAGCAGUCCGUUACAUCUUCUACCAGUGUUAGAUAAAUUGUACAAGGAUUACCCAAAUUCUGCCUAUUUCUCUUUAACGAUACAAAAUUUUGUGAUGAAUUGGACAGAAAUGCAUAAAUCGGACCUGAUAAUCUUGCGGUAUCUGAAUCGUACGCAUGGAUUACACGACCGAGUUAAACUAAUACAUGUACAACCCAGAUACCAUAAUGUUGGUAUGCAUACAGCAGAUCUUAUUAAGGGAUAUACGCGACGUAAAGUUUCACAUUCCAUAGUUUCAGUCCACCACUACACCUACUGUAGAAAUAGAUGGACUACGGAACUGUGUUUGAGGAGGUUUGCUCGAUAUCACGAUGUAGGCUUGCUACAAGUAGAAUCGCAAUUAAGAGACAGAGUAAACCGUGUUCCAAAAACAUUACGGCAUGGAUAG
Messenger RNA from Lottia gigantea (owl limpet), 1227 nucleotides. RefSeq lists its product as hypothetical. The coding region runs from base 1 to 1227 and encodes 408 amino acids. The record is from RefSeq and is a predicted model, not a curated record. NCBI's taxonomy places the organism in Eukaryota, Metazoa, Mollusca, Gastropoda, Lottiidae. The transcript is spliced from 6 exons.